CGGCCUGCUACAAUUUUUCUUCCAGGCAUGGACCAGCCGUCGUCCUCUUCGCCUGCCCCACACUCGAUCGUCGCCAGCAUGCGAAAACGAUAACGACGACGAUUUCUUAAUUGCCACAAUGCGUAGUGGCUUCCCCCUUUACCUUUCAGUAGCGUUCACGUCAAAAGAAUCAUUGGCAUCCACCCAAACAUAAAGACGCUUCUGCUCCUAACUCACCGUCUCUUUUGCCGACGCCAGCCAUCGCGUACUCCGUCAACGUGGUGCAUGGCGCAGUUCUCCCCUGCUUUAUUCCCCCUCCCUUCCUUUCCCUUUCCCUUUCCCUUUCCCUUUCCCUUUCCUCCUCCCACCCCUAAAUCACAUUGAUGACACCUAUCGACCGCUAUAUAAGUGGUAGCACUUUAGGCACUUAGCCACUCAGUAAACACGUACAGUUCCAAAGCUUCUUCUUCUUCCUCUUCACUCUGCUCUGAAAACAGAGAUCUAUGGCUUACUCUUCGCUGUGCUCUGUUUUGCUGCUCUCUUUUCUGUUGCUGCCUGCUCUGUUUCACGGCUCUGAUGGACAGCCGCUCGCCAUGACCUACCACAGGGGAACUAUGCUCACCGGGAGGAUCUCCGUCAAUCUCGUAUUCUACGGAAAGUUCACCGUUUCCCAAAGAGCUAUCGUCUCCGACUUCGUCGCUUCCCUCUACCCGCUGCCUGGACAGAAGGACCGCCUUGAGCCGUCGGUGGCCUCCUGGUGGAAUUCGCUCCGCAAGUAUUACUCCGCCUCCAGGACGCCGCCGCCCAGACUCGCUCUCGGCCGGCAGAUCUUCGACGAGUCGUACUCCCUCGGGAAAUCCCUCAACGACGCUCACCUCGCCGCCCUGGCGGCGCGCGGCGGCGGCGGCGCGCUGAGCGUGGUGCUCACGGCGGGGGAUGUGGCCGUGGAGCGGUUCUGCAUGAGCCGGUGCGGCUCCCACUUGGCGGCAGCCGGAAGAGGCCGAUCUGUGUACAUAUGGGUGGGGAACGCAGCGGCGCAGUGCCCCGGGCAGUGCGCGUGGCCGUUCCACCAGCCAACUUACGGCCCGCAGACGCCGCCGCUGGUGGCGCCCAACGGCGACGUUGGGGUCGACGGGAUGGUGAUCAACCUGGCCAGCAUGCUGGCGGGUGCCGCCACCAACCCGUUCGGCGAUGGGUUCUACCAGGGCCCGAGAGAGGCGCCGCUGGAGGCCGCGACGGCGUGCGCGGGGGUGUACGGGAAGGGGGCGUACCCAGGCUACCCGGGGAACCUACUGGUUGACCCAGCCACGGCGGCCAGCUACAACGCGCACGGGGCCCGCGGGCGGAAGUACCUGGUCCCAGCCUUGUUUGACCCGGCGACGUCCACGUGUUCAACUCUGGUGUAGCUUCCCCUGUUCCGUGUGCCAGAUAAAGUAUAGACUAAAGAGGAUAGCGAUAGAGAAUGCCUAAGUAUUAUAUAAAACGAGAGUGAAUAAAAAUGAAAAUUUGUGAAUAUUUGAAUAUGUAUUUACGUCGUACCGAACUGUGUGACUUUUAAGUAUGUGAAAUAAAUGGUAAAAAUAUGUUUUAUA
Molecule: messenger RNA, 1571 nt
Organism: Zingiber officinale
Lineage: Eukaryota; Viridiplantae; Streptophyta; Magnoliopsida; Zingiberales; Zingiberaceae
Product: protein PHOSPHATE-INDUCED 1 homolog
Exons: 1
Coding region: 483-1385 (300 amino acids)
Source: RefSeq, a predicted model, not a curated record